GACGUUGAAUAAACUGUCAAUUUCUGAAAUUCAAAAUAGAAACGUCGCGUUGUUUUGAAUUUGAAUUUUGUAAACAAAUAGUAAUUAAUUGGGCUGUGUUUAUGUAAAUUAUUAUAUAGCCAUGCAUAAAGCUGCAUCUGAUUCGAAAAUUAAGAAGACACUGGUUAGAAAUUGUGAGGUAAAAGUUAGGCCAUCGACGCGAAGACAAGUCGUGCAUGAUGUAGCUUCAAUACCUUCUCAAUCACAUAAGUCGUCGCGUUCUCAGAAAGAAAAUGAGUUAAGUCAGCCGACGUUAUGUUCAAGCGAGUCCAUAAAUAACUAUAUAGCUGAACUAAAGAAACUGAGUCCGCCGCCACUCUCAUCAGAAGACUUGAAUGUAGAUAAGGGAGAAAUAUGUACUAAAAUGACAAAGAAGCUAAACUUCCAGUUUAACGACAGAAUAUACAAGAACCUCAUCGAGUUGAAUGCUAGCGUGGAUAAUUUAAAAAGUAAAAAGACCAGAAAGCCCACCACAAACACUUUGCGAAAAGACUUAGAACCACACAUAGAAGACUUUUAUGAAGAUGAAAAGGAAAUAGACUCAGCACCAAGCAUUCCAAUUUUAAAACCAAAGUUUAAACCAAUAAAAAAAGUUGAUGAUGGCCGCCUACACAAUUUAGUUGCAGCAUUCGAAGAUUUAUGACAAUUUUUUCUUAUAAAUUAUUUUUAAUUAUUUUGUUAUCUAGUUUGUUUAUGUUAAUUUUUUAUCAUUGUAAUAUUUUCGUCUUAUUAAAAUUUGACUUUAGUA
Molecule: messenger RNA, 787 nt
Organism: Spodoptera frugiperda (fall armyworm)
Lineage: Eukaryota; Metazoa; Arthropoda; Insecta; Lepidoptera; Noctuidae
Exons: 2
Coding region: 122-682 (186 amino acids)
Source: RefSeq, a predicted model, not a curated record